AAGAGGUCGAGGUCAUCUAGCUGAAGAGCGUCUUUAGCACCUUUUGCACCUCCAUUCCAACCACAAUGAAGUUCACUAGCGCCUCAGCCAUUAUCAUCAACAUCCUGGCAACCACUAGCUGGGCCACUCCCACUCCUGUCUCUGAAUCCAUCUCGCCCUCGAGGACCUCGGAUCUCGUGUGGUUGGCCUCUGAAACCGCUGGGUGCGGAGCCGCUGGAUCCUGCCAUGGAUUUGGAGGAGGGGAUCUUUGUAACGACCGCGUGUGUUUCGCUCUUCUGACCUCGUUAUUUUGUGAGCUGACGUACUGACGUUGGAGGUUUUGUUGACUCUGGUGAUGUGAGCUAAUGUACGGUGUUUUAAGAGCGUGCUGCUGCUACUAUUCGUAGAAUUCCUGUCGAAUAGUUCCUCACGGAGAGGAGCUUGAGUGAAACAUGAGUUUGACGUGGGUGGCCUGAUAGGGGCUCGUUAUAAAGGAAAGCAAGCAUCCGAGGGGUCUACUUAAAUUGAAAUGAAGUUUCGAUGAUUCAUGGGGUGACUCACUGUGUGUUUCUAGUCGUCAUUAUGAUUCUUGCCUAUGCAGACCUAUAAACUCGUUUUGUAAUCCAUC
Molecule: messenger RNA, 607 nt
Organism: Ilyonectria robusta
Lineage: Eukaryota; Fungi; Ascomycota; Sordariomycetes; Hypocreales; Nectriaceae
Exons: 3
Coding region: 66-308 (80 amino acids)
Source: RefSeq, a predicted model, not a curated record